Lates calcarifer (barramundi perch) is the source of this 4544-nucleotide messenger RNA. RefSeq names its product phosphatase and actin regulator 1 (gene phactr1). Gene Ontology annotation, molecular function: actin binding. The record is from RefSeq and is a predicted model, not a curated record. Gene Ontology annotation, biological process: stress fiber assembly; cell motility. Bases 353 to 2188 code for a protein of 611 amino acids. NCBI's taxonomy places the organism in Eukaryota, Metazoa, Chordata, Actinopteri, Centropomidae. The transcript is spliced from 13 exons.
GUUCGUGGUUUCACCUGGCUGGGUGCAGGACAAGUUGCCAGUGAAGACAUUUAAGUUAAAGCUGAGGAAAAAGUCAAGCUCUAUUCUUUUCUACUCUCUCUAUGUCUCUGUUGAAGAGGAUACGGUAGCACACGUAAGAACACAGCACAUUUCUGCCUAAAUAGAUGUUAUGGCUUGUUUUUUGCAGUUCUUCGAAAUAUUCACGAGACUUUUAUUUUGUAAGUUGUGACCGGAAGUUCGGGGUUUUAUUAUAGCUGCUUUGUGAGUAGUGGACUGAGCUGCAAACCGUUUGAAACCCCCUCUCCACCGGAGCAGAGGGCGAGAGGGUCUAUCCCUGCAGACCAGCUCAAACAUGGCGGGCCGUGGAGGCGACGUGAUGCGUUCAUGGACCGGGUCCGGGUCUGGAUCCUUACCGGCCCCGGCACCGUCCGAGGAGCGGAAACCGAGGAAGAGGAGGAGAGCCUUCUGCCUGACCAGGAUGAAGUCCCGCAACAGCUCGGGCGAAGCUCAGCAGCAGCAGCCGCCGCCGCAGCAGCAUCAGCCCGCCGCAAACAACAACAACAUGCCGUUCAUGAUCCACUGCCAGAUCGGCAAGGAGAUCAAACACAUCUGCAGCAACUGCCGGGGAUCAGAGCCGCUGGACGCCGAGGAGGUAGAGAGGUUGGCGGCGAUGCGCUCUGAUUCGCUGGUACCCGGCACUCACACGCCUCCCAUCCGCCGGCGGAGCAAAUUUGCCACCCUGGGACGCCUGUUUAAACCCUGGAAGUGGAGGAAGAAGAAGAGCGAGAAGUUCAAGCAGACCUCUGCAGUGUUGGAGAGGAAAAUGUCCACUCGCCAGAGCAGAGAGGAGCUCAUCAAGAAAGGAGUGCUGAAGGAGGUUUAUGAGAAAGAAGGCACGUCCCCAGUCGUACGGGAGGAGGUGAAGAUGGAGAACGGACGUUCUCCGGUGCUCGGCUCCAGCCUGUCAGAGUCUGAAGGUACUGAGCUGAUGGAAGGAGCAGCUGCAGCUGUAGGUUCACUGGAGUUUCAGAUGCCCGGUGACGGUGCGUGUCAACAGGACCACGCCCAGAAAUCCAGCCAGGCUCCGCCCCCGAAAAAGUCCACUGUGUAUCCAGUUGACGGCGCUGAAUCGACACUCUCCAGACCUCCAACGCUACACAAACAACCUCCUGCGCUACCACCCAAACCCUUCACCAGGCUACCGAAUCACAUUACAGACGGAGCCCCGGUGAAGUUGCCAUGUAUGUCGGUGAAGCUAUCUCCUCCUCUACCUCCAAAGAAGCUCAUGAUCUCCGUACCUGCAGGGAGCAUGGAGCCCUCUUCGCUCGCCUUCCAGAAGUGCCCCGCCCCUCCCAGCCAUGCUCCAAUGGGCGGGCACUCGCUGCAGUACGGGACACUGCCCGUUCCUCUCCACCCGCCCAGCCGGAUCAUCGAGGAGCUCAACAAGACCCUGGCCCUCACCAUGCAGAGGUUUGAGAGCUCCAUGAUGCACGCGGUUCCCACGGUGAUGAUCGAGUGCGACGACGACAAGGAGAACCUCCCCAACGAGGCCGACUACGAGGACCUGCCGGGGAUGUACAAGGACGAGGACGAGGAGGAGGAGGAGGAGGAGGAGGAAGAAGACGAGGAGGAGGAGGAGGAAGACGAGGAGGAAGAUGAGGAUGACACACUGUUUACAAGCACACUGGCCAUGAAGGUCUUACGGAAGGACUCUCUGGCCAUCAAGCUGAGUAAUCGUCCGUCCAAGAGGGAGCUGGAGGAGAAAAACAUCCUGCCGCUGCAGUCGGACCAGGAGCGACUCGAGUCCAGACAACAAACAGCCACCAAACUGACCAGGCGGUUGAGUCAAAGGCCAACGGCAGAGGAGCUGGAGCAGAGGAACAUACUCAAACCUCGAAACGAUCUGGAGGAGCAGGAGGAGAAGAGGGAGAUCAAGAGACAUCUGUCCAGAAAGCUCAGCCAGAGGCCGACAGUCGAGGAGCUGAGGGAGGCAAAGAUCCUCAUCCGCUUCAGUGACUAUGUGGAGGUCGCAGAGGCUCAGGACUACGACAGGAGAGCAGACAAGCCAUGGACGCGGCUAACAGCUGCUGAUAAGGCCGCCAUAAGAAAGGAGUUAAACGAGUUCAAAAGCACAGAGAUGGAGGUGCAUGAGUCGAGCCGUCAUCUGACCAGAUUUCAUCGGCCGUAGCUUGGCUCAGUCAGACCUCGGCCAUGUUUUACUCCCACGGAAGCCUCAAGUGUUCAGACUGCUACCUGCUGCCCUCAUAAUGCUAACUACUACCCUCGUCGACUUCGUCUGACAGACUGGACUCAUGUGAGUUUGAGCCAUGACAGGAAAUGGGAGCAAAAAAACAAAACAAAACAAAACAAAAAAAAAACACUUUCAGAUGGAUUAAACUCUUGGCUGGCGUCUCCCCUCAGUGGAGAUUUUACAGACUUCUUGAUAUUCAAAAGCUUUUAAUUGUCAUUUUUUUAUGAUAAGGAGGCGGCGACAUGUUUACUUUGCAGCACUUUUGUUUCUGAACAAAGCUUCUGGAGGUCAAACAGAAUCUGUGCCAAUUUCAGAGGAUGGGAACCGUAGGAGGUGAAGAUGGGACUUUUUGUUUUACACAGGGAUUGUUUUCUUGCCUUUUACCAUGUUCUCACUCUACUGUCUCAACUGGAUUCAAUCUUUCCUUGGGGGUGUGAUUGUGUUGGCAGAGUUUUACUCCACAGAUGACAUCUCAAUGAUCGUUUAUCUCAUUUAGCCAGAGGAAUGAAAAUAUUUACAACAGUUUAUGCUGUUGUAGGCAGCUGAAUCUUAAGCCAAAAUGUCCUAAAAAUCUUAAUCAACAUCCCAAAACGCUUCUUCAAAGCCAGUGACAGUAAAAUUCCGAUCUCCUAACACAUGAACAUCAAUCAACUGAGCAAUAAUUUCAGAUUUUCUCCUUAUUUGUGCAUCUGUUCACGGGCUGCAUUCAAGAGAUCAAACACUUUUCAGACUUCAAAUCCCCAAUUUAAACCAAAGCAGCUUGGACUUGCUGUGGAAGUCGUGACCUUGAAUGCAUCCCAGAGUGACUGCUGUUAAGAGUUCAGUAACUCACUGUGUCACUGUGCCUACAGUGUUGUUUACAGGGAUUUAAAAGUUGCCAAAUUCACUUGUUUCAUUUGAUACAGAAUAUUAUCUGUAGACACAGUAAAAUGUUGCCGAACUCUCUGCUGAACAACCAGAAAGUCGACUUUUCUUUUUGUAUUUCGUUGUGCGGUACAAAAUAUGGAAGCCCUGCCACCUUACUUUCUGUUUUUUUAAAUUGUUCACAAUCCAUAGUGGGUCCAUGAAUUGGCAGUUUUGUGUGGGGGUAAAGCAGUGACGUUAACAUUUUGACACUGAAAAUAAAAUUUGGCAUUGAAAACAAAACCUGAACUGAAAAAGGAAACAUUGGCACGGAAAUACUUGUGUUAGAAAAAGUUGUUUUGGCACUAAAACAAGUUUCCACAGUAAUAUAAAACACAGGCCUCACAAAAAUCUUAUUCUAUUUUUAUUGCAUUUCAAACUGCUGAUUUUUUUCAUCAUUUGUCAUUUUUCAGUUCUGUCUGUAUUUUUUUAGUGUCUUUGGUUUUCAGUUUCAACUUUCUCCCACUGUUGUGGCAUAAAGGAGCUCGAGGGGAGGGGCAACUUGUCAUGCACCAGAAAACUGCUGCCCUUCACCUUCACUGAGCUUGCAGUCUACAUAUAAUCUACAUGUAAUCUAAAUACAGAUGCCCCACACACACUGCCUGCACUGCACUGUGGUUGCACAACUUCUUUUCUUUCAUUUCGGCACCCAUGUCAACAGGUCAGAGUUACAGAGUUGAGUCACAGUCCAUGUGAGACCUGACACCUUUCACUAUCACUGAUGGUGAAGGACAGUGGUUUUCUGGUGUGUUGAGAGCUUCCCCCCCCCUGAAGCUGCUCCCUUUCUACGCCAAAACGGUGACAGAAAGUUUAAACUAAAAACCAGAUUACAUGGAAAAACUCAAUGAGAAAAGACAGACUUGAAAAACAUCUGACACUGAAUCUGAUUGACACUGAAAAACGCAAAAAAAACAUCAAAAUAAUAUGAGAUUAUGAGAUUUUAAGUUUUGAUGACUGUGUUUAUUUUUCAGUGCCAAUACAACUUUUUCUAAUAGCAUUAUUUCCUUUUCAGUUCAGUUUUUUGUUUUCAAUACAAAAUGUUAUUUUUUAUGUCCAAAUUUUAAUGUUACUGUUCGCGCCCCAUAGUUUUGACCAUAUUAUUGGGAGAACUUGUUGCUCUGUUGUGUGUGUUAUGACUGAGUGUGUGUUUGUGUGUAUGCCUGUGUAUAAGAGUCAGUAAUAUUACUGUCGCUUGUACAUUUAAAAUGUUUUGAGAAGAAAAUAUUCUCAGAAUUCUAAGACAUGUACAGUAGCAAAGAAAGUAAGCGAGACUUUUCAAAUGUUUUUUUGUAAAGCAGACAAACUGCAUGUGGGUAUUAAUUUAUUGUGAGUCUUCUAUGAUGUAUGCAGUUUCUUAAAGAAAGAAACUUAUUAAAAAAUAAUAAGUUUA